AUGGGAGCAAAUAGCAGCAGCAUCAGUGACCUUCCAGAAAAUGAGUACUUAAAGAAAUUAUCAGGAGCAGAGCCCAUCUCUGAGAAUGACCCAUUCUGGAAUCAGCUACUGUCUUUUAGCUUCACCACUCCAACCAACAGUGCUGACUUGAAGCUCUUGGAAGAAGCCACCAUCUCAGUCUGCAAGUCUUUAGUUGAGAAGAACCCUCGAACAGGAAACCUUGGGGCAUUGAUUAAAGUCUUUCUGUCUAGAACCAAAGAGUUGAAAAUUUCAGCAGAGUGCCAGAACCACCUGUUUAUCUGGCAGGCUCACAAUGCACUGUUUAUCAUUUGCUGUUUGCUGAAAGUGUUCAUCAGCCGAAUGUCAGAGGAGGAGCUGCAGCUUCAUUUCACAUAUGAGGAGAAAACAGCAGGUUCCUAUGGAACAGAGCGUGAAGACCUCAUAGAAGAGUUGCUGUGUUGCCUCAUCCAGCUCAUUGUUGAAAUUCCUCUCUUAGAUAUUACAUACAGCAUUUCUCUGGAAGCUGUGACCACUCUCAUUGUCUUCCUCUCCUGCCAGUUGUUCCACAAAGAGAUUCUACGAGAGAGCAUCAUCCACAGAUACCUGAUGCAUGGCCGAUGCCUCCCAUACACCAGCAGGCUUGUGAAAACAUUGCUGUACAACUUCAUUCGACAAGAAAGAAGCCCUCCCCCCGGGGCACACGUCUUCCAGCAGCAGACAGACGGAGGAGGGCUGCUCUACGGCAUCGCCUCGGGGGUGGCAACUGGCCUCUGGACAGUCUUCACACUGGGUGGAGUGGGGAGUAAACCAUCGCCGCAGCUGGAGCACUGCUCCCCUCUAGCUAGCCAGAGUCUUCUGCUUCUCCUGGUCUUGGCUAAUCUGACUGAUGCUCCAGACACACCAAAUCCCUACAGGCAAGCAAUUAUGUCCUUCAAGAACACACAAGAUAGCACUGCUCUUUCAUCAUCAAAUCCACAUGCUUUCCAGAUCAACUUCAACAGCUUGUACACAGCUUUGAGUGAGCAGCAGAAGUCUGAUCAAGCAACUCUCCUUCUGUACAUGCUCCUGCACCAGAACAGCAACGUACGGACGUACGUGCUGGCACGGACAGACAUAGAGAAUCUGGUUCUGCCAAUUCUUGAGAUCCUGUAUCAUGUUGAAGAGAGGAAUUCACACCACGUUUACAUGGCUCUUAUCAUCCUGCUGAUCCUGACGGAGGAUGACGGCUUCAACCGAUCCAUUCACGAAGUGAUCUUGAGAAACAUCACCUGGUAUGCAGAGCGUGUCUUAACAGAGAUCUCUCUGGGGAGUCUGCUGAUCCUGGUUGUGAUAAGGACCAUCCAGUACAACAUGACACGGACACGGGACAAAUACCUUCACACAAACUGUCUGGCAGCCCUAGCCAACAUGUCAGCGCAGUUCCGCUCGCUCCACCAGUACGCUGCUCAGAGGAUCAUCAGUUAUACCUGCCGCCACUUGCGGAGAUAUGUCUAUGUCUUGGACAAACUGUAUUUCCCCCACUCCCACUGCUCUACGCUGCAGCAUUGCUUCUCGACCCUCAGUGACAAUGGAGAGGAACUCUUGUCUUUAACUUGUUCUCACAUUCUCAGAUCCUAUGCUGCCAGUUUAUUUUCUUUGCUGUCUAAAAAACACAACAAAGUGCUGGAGCAAGCCACACAGUCCUUGAGAGGUUCUCUGGGUUCAAACGACUCACCGCUUCCUGAUUAUGCUCAAGACCUGAAUGUAAUCGAGGAGGUGAUCCGGAUGAUGCUGGAGAUCAUCAACUCCUGCCUGACCAACUCCCUCCACCACAACCCCAACCUGGUGUACGCUCUGCUGUACAAGCGGGACCUGUUCGAGCAGUUCAGAACUCACCCCUCCUUCCAGGACAUCAUGCAGAACAUAGAUCUGGUGAUCAGCUUUUUCAGCUCCCGGUUAGAGCAGGCUGGAGCCGAGCUGUCAGUGGAGAGAGUUCUGGAAAUCAUCAAGCAAGGAGCUAUUGCUUUGCCCAAAGACAGGCUAAGAAAGUUCCCCGAGCUGAAGUUCAAGUACGUGGAGGAGGAGCAGCCUGAGGAGUUCUUCAUCCCCUACGUUUGGUCCUUGGUCUACAACUCGGCCGUGGCCCUGUACUGGAACCCGCAGGACAUCCAGCUCUUCACUAUGGACUCUGGCUGA
Messenger RNA from Indicator indicator, 2175 nucleotides. It is a transcript of the gene DYM, whose product is annotated as dymeclin. Gene Ontology annotation, biological process: Golgi organization. The transcript has 17 exons. The record is from RefSeq and is a predicted model, not a curated record. Bases 1 to 2175 code for a protein of 724 amino acids. Gene Ontology annotation, cellular component: Golgi apparatus. NCBI's taxonomy places the organism in Eukaryota, Metazoa, Chordata, Aves, Piciformes, Indicatoridae.